This is a messenger RNA of Neohortaea acidophila, 3705 nucleotides long. RefSeq lists its product as uncharacterized. The transcript has 2 exons. The record is from RefSeq and is a predicted model, not a curated record. NCBI's taxonomy places the organism in Eukaryota, Fungi, Ascomycota, Dothideomycetes, Mycosphaerellales, Teratosphaeriaceae. Bases 100 to 3501 code for a protein of 1133 amino acids.
UCUGCUUCUCAUGCCCCCGCAUCUCCCACGCCCUUGCAUGGUAGGCGACCUGUAAACUCAGGCCACUCGCCUCCCGUCAGCGCGCCUGAUCACACUGCAAUGGAGCCUUACGACCCUAGACAAUGGACCGACAACGCGCAAGUGUAUGGCGCCCAAAGGGUGUUCCAGCGGCGUGGCAGCGGUACGGCGGUAGCAGGGACACAAGAUGCAACUGGUCUGGAGCCUGCGAUGCCCUCCCCUCCGCCUCCAUAUUCGUCGAGCAGAAGCGGGCACCAGCAGUUGCGACCGAUCUCAAUGUUUGAGAGCUCGGUCUACUCGGUCCCGCCAUCGCAAAACUCGAGCGCUUCUUCGCCUCCAAAUCCGAUGACUCCAGGCUUCCCGCCUCCACCAGCCUCUUUGCGGUAUCAUGAUCGAUCGUCAUCUUCCCAUCGGAACCUGUUCAAUCUGGCAAACAUACGUACAUCCACUCUGGAAGCUGACUCACUACCCGCGGAAGACGGUCGACUGUCAAAGCUGGACGACUUGCGACCACCAGCCGCCAAAAGAGCGGCCUCAACAGGUCGGCUUCAGACAUAUCAAACAGUCGACGCCCCACUAGCAACCCAGCUGGGACCUAUACGGAAGGUUCCUCUUGCUAGCACUUGGAAACCAGGCAUGCCACUACCUGGGCCGCCACCCGGUCCACCUCCGUCAGGGUCGAGGACACAGAGUCUAAAUCGUUAUUCGGAAAGCAGUUCUCGAUCAAACAGCAUUGGCUCGGAUCGUAGUAUUGACGUGUCUCGCAACCGAAGAUCUGCUGCAGCGGCCGCUUCGUCGAGCCUUGGCCCAGUCCCGCCGACCCCGGCAGAUUGGGUGGACACUGACGUUCCCCAAGCACCAUUGCAUCAGCCUCUUCGCAUCGACACUGGCGUUAGCCAUGAUCCUUCGACUCUCAUCCGCCGACAUGCAAAGCGGGAUAGCAGCGGCAAUGGAAUCCGCGAGCGAAGAUCUCGGAGUCGUGCGGAAAGAGAGGCGGCGAAUGUGGCGUCACCAGAAGCAAAGGUUUCCAAGCAGGAAGGUCUGGUGAUGGGUACUUCGGAUGGCUCUAUUCGUCGCCGACGUGAUGCACACGGCACAUCUCGGGAAGUCAAGUUCGGGGCUAGUGUCGACAGUGCCGUCUCUCCAAACACCAACUCUGGUCCACCAACGGCCAUCCCCAGUAUGAAUAGUGUGCUGACUCCUCCAUACACGCCAGCCGUCGGGAAAGCCAGCGAUGAUUCUCUGAAGCGAAUCGCGUUGAAGGCCCCAGGCAGCGCAUCCAGCGAUCGACAGGUCUCUCAAGCUUCCUACCUUGCCUUGACUUCUGGGACGCCGACACUAUCGAGUCCUCCACGGCCAACAUCCUCUAGCUCCGCCCAACCUUCUGCCAAGCUUGACACCUUUUUCUUGCAGGCCUUGGAACGUCAUCGAGCCUUCAUUGAGAGUGAAGCGGCUGCAUCAUGUGACGAGGAUCGCCUGCAGCUGUUCGCAAGCUUCAUCGUCAACGAGUCGAGACUCCGUCGUGACCGUUACGCUACUGCUUACAAUGCCAUGGCGGGCGACAUUGUCGACCUUACCCGAGAUAUGUGGCGAUCUUAUGCACAGCAGAGCAAACGGACAAUCACGCCGAGCACUUCUCACUCAUCAAUUGACCCGACUCACCCGUCAUGGGCAUCCGACGGCCAGCAAGGUGCUGCCUAUGGCAAUGAUCCUUCCUCUGCCUCAUCCCUCGGCGAAUUCACACCGGGCUCUGAGCUGGGUGGCUUCAUUGCAUCGGACGAAGCAUUGGAGCGCGCCGAAUCUCAUCAAAGAGCAGAGACAUUCAAGCCGUCGCUCUCUCCCAUUCCAAGCAUGAAUGUGAGCUCGACUGCGGAUGAGGAGAGCUCGCGUGGCAGGACACCAAGUCGAUGGUGGGACAACAGUAACUCCGGCUCGAACUCUGUUGGCAAACCGGAGAGGAUUGAGAAAAGCCAUCGAGAGACAAAGUACAUGGGCGUGAAUCCAGCUGCCCUGCAAGACCACGAGGAGACGUCGUCCAGAAACAGCCGGCAUACUGGAUCUACGCCGGGCCCAAGCGGUGAAAGCUUUAAGUUGGGGCCCAAUGAAUAUCCGCCUGAGAAGGUAGGCUGGCAGCAGUCAGAUGAUAUCGAAACGCCAGUCCCGACACCAGGACAUGCUCGGAGGCUGUCGACUCCUCAUGACGGUUCUCUCGAUGUCUCACGACUAGUGACACUACCCCCGCCAUAUCCACGACACUAUCCUGCCGUCAAGAACAAGCACCCGCUGCUCGCGGACCUUAGGGGUGAAUACCGGGCCCUCGCUGACCACACUGAGAUCUCUGAGAUCAAGGAUGCCUACGCCAGUCAGCAUGCAACGAUGCAAGACCAACAAGAUGAGGCCGAGCAAGAACGGAGGAAGCAAUUACGCUCUAACAUCCAGGACAGAAUCUCAGAUGGCACCAUGUCUUAUGCCGAAGCCGCACAAGCCGAAGCCGACUUUGAGCAAGAAGAAGCCGAACGCAGCAAAGCGGUCACAAAAUCUGCCUUUGACGUGUUCGAGGCAAGCUUGGCCCACCCUUUGAAUGCGCUGUUGACGGCGCGACUUGAAAAGGCGAAUGCCGGCAUUGAUCGGCUGCGCGUUGAUCUGGAAAGCCGGAAUGAGGUCCGGGAUCCAAAUCAGGCGCAAGAGGAGGGUGACGAGCUGCCCGAGCGCUUGGAGAAGCUCACCCUGCUGAAGUGGCUGUUUGAAGCGCGAGAGCAGAUGCACAAGGAGAUGUACGAUCUCCACGCCGAUCGAAGUCUCAAGUACUCCGAGGUGAUCUUGACGCCCUUCCGGAAGGCGAGACAACAAAAGAAGAUUGAGCAGGCGGAAGCAUUCUUCGUCAAAGACGGUGGUGAUCGCCAACUCUCGUUCGCCAAAAAGUCACUGCAACGCUUCGACGAUCUCCAACAAAUCAUCGAGACCAACGUCACGCGAGGCGUGGAGGAGCAAUUAUCGGCAUUCUGGGACAUUGCGCCCGGCCUGCUUGAGGUCAUCCAGCACAUUCCCGCCGAGGUCUCCGGCGUGGCCAUUCAGAUCCCGGAGCAAGAGUUCGCCGAGAAUCCCGCGUACCUCCACCACCCACUUCAAUACCUCUACACCCUGCUGAGCCACGCGCAAAAGUCUGCGUACCAGUUCAUCGAGUCGCAGACGAAUCUCUUAUGCUUGCUCCACGAGGUGCGCACGGCGAGGGCGAAGAGUCAAUCACGGCUGGUGGAGAUUGAGGAACGAAGUCGCAAUGUAGAUGAUGUGCUCCGGAAGCCGGAGAUGAGGAAGGGGAGGCUCGAGCGGGAGGAGGUUCUGACGGAGGAUCUUAAGGAGAAGGUUGGCGAGGUGGAAAGGCAGUGGAAUGAGGCGUUGGGAGAGGAGUUGGAGGCUUGCAAGAGCAAGGUCAAGAUGUUUCUUGAGGGAAGUGAGGGUUGGGAGGAUGGACUUGACGGGUAAGAUGGAUGGAUGAUUGUGAGGCUUUCGAUAGCACUUGCAUGAGAUCCUGGUGUUUGUGCUAUGGAUAUACAGACGGACAGAGACAAACAUCGCGAUAUUGGUUGCCAGCGUAACUUCAGCCUCAUAUCAAGCAGAUGUUCGGCCUGAGGUGUCAAUUGAUUGCAGGCUCGAGGGGCUACAGACGCGGGCAGCCGCGACUAGCCC